Molecule: messenger RNA, 1248 nt
Organism: Aspergillus luchuensis
Lineage: Eukaryota; Fungi; Ascomycota; Eurotiomycetes; Eurotiales; Aspergillaceae
Exons: 8
Coding region: 1-1248 (415 amino acids)
Source: RefSeq, a predicted model, not a curated record
AUGGCGGCUAAUUCUCAUCUGGGGGGCGCGGGCUUGCCUGAUGUGAGCCAGGGACCCCAGAUCUUGGCAGCUACAUCGAUCACCACGGCUUUUGCAUUACUCACGGUCCUAGCCCGGAUGUAUGUCCGUGUGUUUUUCAUCCAAAAUGUUGGGCCCGAUGAUUAUGUCAUGGUGUUGACAAUGGCACUUUCACUCGGUGGAUUUGCUGUGAUAAUACCAGAGGUCAUGUAUGGUGCAGGAAGACAUACGGUAUAUGUGGAAAAUACGGCCUCGAUGGCGACACACCUGAAUUUCGCCACUCAGGGUAUCUAUAUGUGGGCAAUUGGGCUCGUCAAGAUCUCCAUUGGGCUGUUUCUCCUCCGGUUUGCCCCGCGACGGGGCUAUAAGAUAUUCAUCUGGGUAGUAAUGGUGGUCAUGCUACUCUAUACCAUAAUAUGCUUUCUUACACUCAUGUUUGAGUGUAAAGAUAUCCGAUCCAUCUGGGAUGAGAAUGUGAAAUCACAGUGUUUCACAUCCUCACAACCCCUAAAAUUGAGCUACACAAAUACCGGUAGGGAGCUUGCUCAUGUUCUUAGGACAUUGCUGACGAUCCCAGGUCUGAAUAUUCUGACAGAUAUCAUAUUUGCCAUUCUACCGGCGAUAAUGCUACGACACCUGCAGGUUAACCGACGUGUGAAAGCCUCGUUGGUCUGCAUAUUGGGACUGGGGAUAUUUGCCUGCGUCGCAGCAAUCGUUAAGCUCUCUGUCCUGCCCAACUAUGGUCGUACCGGCGACCUCCUAUGGGACUACUCUACCCUCACAAUCUGGGUCGUCGUCGAGUCCAACAUGGGCAUUAUAGCAGGCAGCCUGCCCACACUGAAGCCCCUCUUCAAACAAUUCCUGGGCACAUAUGGAUCCCAAACUAAAACACGACGCUACACAUACGGUAGCAAGAAGUACCGACUACAAUCGUUAUCCCCAUCCUACCCACAGCCAUCCGUCCGCAGCAGACCACUCAGCGUUCUGGACCCGGACGAUUUGGAUGAAGGCGAUCCCCGUGCUGCCCAGAGAAACUCCAAGUACGGAACAACAACGACCAAAUACCACUACCGCGAUGGCAGCCACACCAGCGAGGAAUACAUCCUGACCCGUCAAGAAUCAGCGGGAAUUGUGCUCACGACAGAGGUGGUGGUCACACAUACUACAGCGGAAGAGGUAAUACGAAACAACCGAGGCAAAAUAACACAGUCACCGAAUGAGGAGGUAUAA